Molecule: messenger RNA, 513 nt
Organism: Opisthorchis viverrini
Lineage: Eukaryota; Metazoa; Platyhelminthes; Trematoda; Opisthorchiida; Opisthorchiidae
Exons: 4
Coding region: 1-513 (170 amino acids)
Source: RefSeq, a predicted model, not a curated record
AUGUCUGAGAGGGAUGGACAAGCAGUAGUGGAGAACGAGUUGCCAGCACACUCCGGCACGUCAGUCGAAGUGCUCCCACCUCCAUCUGCCAUACCUCUGGUUAUCUAUCGUUUCAGGUACGUGCAGCCAGUACAUGUGAAGGAUGAGAACCUUAAUGCAAUUAAAGAUUGGCCAGUGAUGGGUUUGCGCAUCAGAUAUUUGCGCACGGUGCUCAUUAGUUCACCGUCACAAGAAUUGGAAGAAAUGGAUGAAGAAACCGUUGUCGCUGUGGCUGGUUCUACACGAGCUUUCUUGCUGGCAGAACCAGAUGCCCCAGUAGCUGAGUCUGUUGUGUCUGUCAGACGACGUUUAACUGCACCCGUUGUAUCCACAGCAUCACCACUCUCUGCGACAGUAGCUGACGAAGGACCAUGGAUCGAUUCAGAAAGUUUCUGCAACAGUGCGGUUUUCCUCGAACUUUUUUUCGCCUUCUCUUCCACGUCAACUUCCGAAUCGGAACUCGAAGAGGAGUAG